Molecule: messenger RNA, 4388 nt
Organism: Phoenix dactylifera (date palm)
Lineage: Eukaryota; Viridiplantae; Streptophyta; Magnoliopsida; Arecales; Arecaceae
Source: RefSeq, a predicted model, not a curated record
CGCCUCACCAGUUCCUCUCGCGAUGCGAAGGACGCUGAAGCGAUCCCCUUCAUCCCUUCGACUCGCCCGCUUGUCCUCCUCCCUCCUCCGAAUCCAAACAAUUUCUACCCACCCGUCCUCCCAUGGCGGCGGCGGCGGCGGCGGAACGCCAAGCCCUUCUCCUCUUCCGGCCUCCGUUCGCCGCCUGUCCGCUGCCCCCUCCCCCCUUCCCCCUCCCGAGUGGAUCGACCCUUACCUUGACGUAUCCGACCUCGCCCGCCGCCGCCCCGACGACACCCCGCUUCCCCCCUCUCCCUGGCUCGCACGCGUCGUCUCCCUUGUCCUCGACCCGCCUCCCCCCUCACUCGAGCCCUCCCUCGACGCCUUCUGCCGCCGCUUCCUCCUCCGCCUCCCUCCCGCCUUCGUCUCUGCCGUCCUCCGCCACCCUGACCUCCGCCGCCACCCCGCCGCGUCCCUCCGCUUCUUCCGCUGGGCCGCCCGUCAGAAGAACUAUCCCGGCCACAAUCUCGACUCCUACAUCUCCCUCAUCGACGCCCUCUCCUCCUUGACCCCCGCCGAAUCCCACGAAAUACGGGAGCUGGUGGCCGAGAUCCGGGACCGGGCGGAGCUUCGCUUCACCCCGCCCGCCGCCGCCUCCCUUAUCCGCACCCUCGGGUCGCUCGGCAUGGUGGAGGAGCUGCUCUGGGUUUGGCGCCGUAUGAAGGAGGGCGGUGUCGAGCCAUCCCUGGUGAGCUACAACUGUUUGAUGGAUGGCCUCGUGAACGCCGCCUUCGUGGAUUCCGCCGAGAAAGUGUUCGAGGCCAUGGAGACCCAAGGAGACGUCCGUCCCGAUGCUGUCUCCUAUAACACUCUGAUCAAAGGGUACGGCAAGGUGGGAAAGACACAAAAGGCGGUCCAGAAGUUCGAAGAAAUGCAACAAAGGAAAGAUCUUGCGCCGGAUAAGAUCACGUAUCUCACUCUGAUCCAGUGCCACUAUUCCGAGGGUCGGUUCUAUGAAUGCUUGGCCCUCUAUCACGAGAUGGAAGAGAGGGGAUUGGAGAUCCCUCCUCAUGCUUACAGCUUGGUGAUCGGUGGACUUUGCAAGGACGGGAAGUCCUUUGAGGGAUUGGCCGUAUUGGAAAGCAUGGUUCGAAGAGGCUGCAGGGGCAAUGUGGCUAUCUAUACUGCACUCAUCGAUUCAUUUGCCAAGAAUGGUAAUGAGGGCCAGGCAAUGGUGAUCUUUGAUAGGAUGAAAAAUGAUGGAUUUACACCAGAUGAAGUCACUUAUGGAGUGGUUGUCAAUUGCCUGUGCAAGGCUGGGAAGCUGGAGAAGGCAAUGGAGUGGUUUAACUUUUGUAAAGAGAGUGCUGUGCCAGUGAAUGCCAUAUUCUAUUCUAGUCUUAUUGAUGGGUUUGGGAAAGCUGGGAUGGUUGAUGAAGCCAAGAAGCUCUUCAGUGAGAUGGUGGAGAAGGGGCUUGUUCGUGACUCAUACUGCUACAAUGCCCUUAUAGAUGCAUUUGGUAAAUCAGGGAGGAUUGAUGAAGCUUGUGCAUUAUUUAACAAAAUGGAGAAAGAGGGCUGUGAUCAAACAGUUUACACUUACACCAUAGUCAUUGAUGCAUUGUUCAGAAAGCAUAAAAAUGAGGAGGCGAUAAAGCUGUGGAACACAAUGAUUGAUAAGGGUAUCACUCCAACUGAUGCAGCUUUUAGGGCCUUUUCGACAGGACUUUGUCUCUCAGGGAAGUUUGCAUUGGCUUGCAAAGUACUGGAUGAAUUAGCCCCAGUGGGAGUAAUUCCGGAGACGGCACAUGAAGAUAUGAUUAAUGUGUUGUGUAAGGCUGGCCGGUUCAGGCAUGCUUGCAAGCUGGCUGAUGGAAUUGUGGAUAGAGGCCGUGAGAUUCCAGGGAGAGUUCGAACAAUUAUGAUCAACGCUCUGAGGAAGGCAGGGAAUGCUGAUUUGGCUCUCAAGCUGGUGCACAGUAAGAUUGGCAUAGGCUAUGACAGAUUUGGUAGCAUCAAAAGGCGAGUAAAGUUCCAAACUCUGUUGGAUCCAUAGGGUUGAGUAUUCCUGAUAGGCACUAGCUGCUUGCAAGAUUGAGUCCGUUAAUUAAGUUAUUCUGUUGGUUCUCUUUCCAAUUUGAAGCACUUGCUUGAUGGUAUAUGUCUGUAUGGUUGCAAGUAUGCAGUCACUGGUUCUGUGGUUCAUUCUCUGCUGCAGAUGUUCUUGAACUAAUUUACCAUGGGCCUCGAUGAGAUGUUAUUGGAGUGUCACAUCAUCUUUCUGGUCUGGCAUUAUGACUAGAUUAAUGAUCACUUUCCUUUUUUACUAUCUGUACUCAGGAGGCUCUGCCAUUCCAAGAAGUGGGAAUUGCAUGAAAAAAACAAAAGAAAACCCGAAAGCCUGUAAGAGGGAGUCCACAGGACAUGAAUUAAGUCCUAGCAAGUGCAUUGUUUCCACCUCCAAAGCAACCCUGCUCUGUACUUGAAAACUAGCCAGUCCAUGGGUAGCCCCAAAAACUGGAAAAACAUGAAAUAGAAGAAGGUAUUGACAGAUCAAUUCCAGUGCAAGAAUGAGAAGCUACAGAAGAUCUCAAGGGGAUUGAGCCCCAGUGAGCAAUGAGGGAUCAUAAAGUUGAUGGAGAUGUUAGCAGGCAUGUAGCAACAUUUUGUUAAGGCAGGAUCUUGAAGGAGAAGUUCUGAACUUGCUGAAGAUACUGUUAUGGUCUCAAAACCAACAUGACAAGUAGGCUGCUGAUCCGUGCAUCACAACUUAUCUAUUGCAAUGCUUGAAUACCUAGCCAUUCGAACCUACAGAAGUUUUCUAUGUUGGCAAGCAGAAAACCUCCCAUUACACCUGAGACAGAGGACAAGAGAAGCCCUUCACCAUCUUGCAGCCUUUGGAUGUCUAUGAACCACCAUUUCUGAAUCUUGAUGUUAUCCCAGGGUUGUGAAAGGUUACUGCUGACUGGAGUUGCUACUUUCUUCGAGUUGGAUGCAUUUUUCUGCUUCUCUACUUAUCUACCAGUUCAAGAGAGUCCAAAGAAGCUUGCAGGUUUGGAGGCUUGACGGUCGAAAACACUAGCAACAUCUCAUUUUCUCCGCUAGCUUCCUAGUUAGUUCUUUGACGUGACCAUGUUAGUCACAGCCAGAAGAUACAACUCUACAGAUUAUCACCUGCUCCUGCAGUUCACUUGACUUUCAGUUGCCUUAGAAAUUGAGUGAUGCAGGAGUCAAAAAUAAAAUAACAUCAAUCUUUAGCAAGUUCAUCAUGGUGCUUACCGGAGUGGCUGAGAAACACAGGUUCCAUGGUUCAAGUCCAUCUUCUAAUGGUGGAGGAUUCGAGAGACUGGUACAUCGCUCUCUCAGAUACUUGGGACCUUUGCAACAGCUUUGGGUAGCUCACAGGAAUGUAAGUUCGCCCGCAAUUCGUGAGCCUUUGAGCAGCUUUAACUAGUCUGAGGUCCAGAGACAAUAAACUUGCCAUUUUCUGGCAUAUGUUCUUAGGUUGUGACAACUGAAAAUAAAAUACUGCAUUUCAAGAGGUGUGCAUUGUCAUUUCACAAGAUAUUGGGGAUCUUUUUCGGUUCUUUCUAGUUUAGUCUUUGUGAAGGCUGCAUUUCAAUAGUGUUUUUGUGCUUUUAAGAAGCUUUGCUGCUGCCAUAGCAUACGGGAAAGGAGAAAACCUCUCAGAGAACCAUGAACUGGGUGAUGAUAGUGGGAUUCUUUUGUAUGAUGGAUCAAAUCAUCAUGGCUGUCCUGUCCUCCAUCCAUGGGCCACUUUUCAUCAAUCAGUAGCUGGAGAAAGAGGAAAUUAUAGUCUUUGUAUACAGAUUCUGCAUGCCUUCCUCUCCUGUAGUGGGAGAGACUGGGAUCACCUGGCCAUGCGCUAUGCUGUCUCAAACUGCUCCACUUGUUUGAACUUGCUCGGAUUAUGUGGGCUAGAUGCCCUAGGCUCAGCCUUGUUAUCUGAGACUGAUGGCCUCUGGCUCCUCCACCUGUGUCACAUGGUUUUCAUAAAAGCCGUUUGCAUGAUGAUCUGAUGAUUGUACUGAUGAGAUCAUGAUGAUAAUUCAGGUGAUCUAUCCUGUCAGGUUGUUCGAUCGAUGAUUGUUUGACCUUUCUAGCCCAUGAACAGGACAGAUGGUGAUGGGUCUUUACUCACUUUGACCUGAAGCUUUUGUGCUCAAUUACUAGAUGGAAUGAUAUCCAAGGUUUCAAUAUAGAUGUACUCCCACAUACUGGGCUCUUCCAAAAUUAUUAUUGGCUACUAUAACAGUAACGACUGCUGUUAUUUAUACGGUCAACAAUUGACCAACUCGCUUUAGAAUAUGAUUAUGGGCCAUGUUAUUGAACUAAGUAACUAUUAUAAUGAGAAAUAAGUUAUGGUAAUAAAGGCAUGAUUUGCUGAA